UUAAUCUUUCUCUUCCUUUCUUUUCUAUCCUCAACUCACAAACUAGCUAUAAGUUUCGAACUGAAAAAUGUUAAUUGUCUAGCUUAAUAAUCUUCUUGUUUAGUUGAGUUGUAAUUGGCUUUAAUUGGUUCCCUCUCAGCGAUGGAUGUCUUGCAAAAAAGCAGUGAAAGAAUCCCUUUGAGUCAGAGGCCUGAAUAUGCCGAUGUGAAGCCUGUCGCCCAGGAUGACGGUCCAAAUCCCAUUGUCCCUAUCUCCUAUACUGAUGAAUUUAGAGAGACAAUGGACUAUUUUAGAGCAAUAUAUGUAACCGAUGAGCGGUCUCUUCGAGCUCUUCAACUCACCGCCGAAGCCAUCAAACUUAACGCUGGAAAUUACACUGUAUGGCAAUUUAGGCGGCUAGUACUCAAGGCGCUUAAUGCUGACAUGAACAAGGAAUUGGACUUUGUGGAUGGCAUUGUGGAAAGAAACUCUAAGAAUUAUCAGAUAUGGCACCAUAGGCGUUGGGUGGCUGAAAAUUUGGGAACUGAUCUUUCCACUAGGGAGCUUGAGUUCACAAAGAAAAUUCUUUCUAAGGAUGCAAAACAUUAUCAUGCCUGGUCUCAUAGACAGUGGGUCCUUCAGGCACUUGGCGGAUGGAAAGAUGAGCUAGCCUAUUGUGAACUACUCCUCAAAGAUGACAUUUUCAAUAAUUCUGCUUGGAAUCAGAGAUAUUUUGUUGUAACAAGAUCUCCUCUCCUUGGAGGCCUGGGGGCAAUGCGGGAGUCAGAAGUAACUUGUACAGUUAAUGCAAUUAUGGAGCAUCCUGAAAAUGAAAGUCCUUGGAGGUACCUUCGAGGCUUAUACAGAAAUGAUACACAGGCUCUAGUUAAAGACCCUCAAGUAGCGUCAGUUUGCUUAAAGAUUUUGACUGCCAAAAACAAUUACGUGCACGCCCUCAGCAUGCUUUUGGACCUUCUCUGCCAUGGUUUCCAGGCUAGCCUGGAGAUAAGAAAUGCUGUCUAUGGUCUUUCUGACUCAGGUGCCCAAGGUUCUGAUUUGGUGAAAGUGGUCUGUUCCAUCCUAGAACUUGUAGAUCCAAUGAGAGCAAACUAUUGGAAGUGGCGGAGGAACAUGGCGCCUGCUCAAGCAGCUCAAUGCUUGAAAGAUGAUGGAUUGACUGGUUUGAGUUUAUAAAGGUGCCCAUAGAUCUUUCGUCUUAUCUUACCUUAUUUCUCUACUCGUUGGUAUAUUAUCAGAGGAGAGAGAUCCUACAUAGAAAAGAACUUCUUAUGUGAAAAGUCCUUGUGUUGCUCUUGACACCGCCAUAUUGAACUAUCCUUUUGUUGUAACACCACCAUAUUGAACUACCCACUGUAGCUGAACCUGUAAUUUACUCGAUUUGAGUACCGGAUAAAGGAUGCAAUCGAAACAUAUAUAAGCUAUGCAACUUGGUUUCUUCUGUCUUUCUAUUUA
Messenger RNA from Coffea arabica (coffee), 1452 nucleotides. Its product is annotated as protein farnesyltransferase/geranylgeranyltransferase type-1 subunit alpha-like. The record is from RefSeq and is a predicted model, not a curated record. Gene Ontology annotation, biological process: protein geranylgeranylation; protein farnesylation. Gene Ontology annotation, cellular component: cytoplasm; protein farnesyltransferase complex; CAAX-protein geranylgeranyltransferase complex. Lineage: Eukaryota; Viridiplantae; Streptophyta; Magnoliopsida; Gentianales; Rubiaceae. Gene Ontology annotation, molecular function: CAAX-protein geranylgeranyltransferase activity; protein farnesyltransferase activity.